UCUCCACCUAUACGUUCACGUAUAAAGUAUAUAUAAACCCUUAACCGCUGUCGCUUAUAUAUACACAUAAUACAUGUACGUGUAUGCAACAAAAGUGACGCGCGCACAGUUGCAGAAAAGCCGUAAAAACGACGGCCAAAUAAAUAAAUUGGUUAAUUUAUUAUUAUGGCCGCCGGGUAAGUGAGUUCUUCACGAGGGCAUGCCACCACAACCCAACCACAUCUCUCUAUCUUCCUUCACCUCAAUUUGAAUUUGAAUUCUUCUUUUUUUUUUAAGCUUUUUUGCUGGUUAUGGGAGUUUGAAGGGGAGGGGGUGGAAAUUGUGUAUGGAUCGGCCGCCGUCGACGGUGGGGCAGGCGGGUAUGGAUAUGCCUAUUAUGCACGACAGUGAUAGGUACGAAUUGGUUAGGGAUAUCGGCUCCGGCAACUUUGGGGUGGCGCGUCUGAUGAGGGAUCGCCACACGAAUGAACUUGUUGCUGUUAAGUACAUCGAGAGGGGUGAGAAGAUUGAUGAAAAUGUGCAGCGAGAAAUUAUUAACCACAGAUCUCUGAGGCAUCCAAAUAUUGUCAGGUUUAAAGAGGUUCUGUUAACCCCAACUCAUUUGGCUAUUGUGAUGGAAUAUGCUUCUGGUGGAGAGCUUUUCGAACGGAUAUGCAAUGCAGGGAGAUUCAGCGAGGAUGAGGCGCGGUUUUUCUUCCAGCAACUGAUAUCAGGAGUCAGCUACUGUCAUGCUAUGCAAAUAUGCCACCGUGAUUUGAAAUUGGAGAAUACGUUACUUGAUGGAAGCCCUGCUCCUCGGUUGAAAAUCUGUGAUUUCGGCUAUUCCAAGUCGUCGGUGCUUCAUUCACAACCAAAGUCAACUGUCGGCACCCCUGCAUAUAUUGCCCCUGAGGUGUUGCUUAAAAAGGAGUACGAUGGAAAGAUUGCAGAUGUCUGGUCGUGUGGGGUUACGUUAUAUGUCAUGCUAGUCGGUGCGUAUCCCUUUGAAGACCCCGAAGAACCGAAAAACUUCCGAAAAACAAUACAGCGAAUCUUGAACGUCCAAUACUCAAUCCCGGAUUACGUCCACAUAUCUCCAGAAUGCUGUCAUUUAAUUUCGAGGAUAUUUGUAGCGGACCCUGCAAAGAGAAUUACGAUUCCGGAAAUAAAGAACCACGAGUGGUUUCUAAAGAAUCUCCCAACGGAUCUAAUGAAUGAUGGAAUAUCGAACAAUCAGUUUGAAGAACCGGAGCAACCUAUGCAGAGUGAUCAAGAAAUUAUGCAGAUAAUUACGGAGGCUACUAUCCCGCCAGCUGGUGCGAACAGCCUGAACCAGUAUCUGACAGGUAGCCUCGAUAUUGACGAUGACAUGGACGAAGAUUUGGAGAGCGAUCCUGAUCUUGAUAUCGAUAGCAGUGGUGAGAUUAUCUAUGCAAUGUGAUUGUUUCUUCAGCAGAAAGUUAAGUAGAGUUGUUAUUUGUAAUUUGAUAUCUGAAUGAACUUUGUCAGUUCUUUCUUUUACUUGUUUCAGUAAUUUCAUGCAACUUUCUUAAUUGCUGUGGUAUUGGAAGUUAUUUGAAAGCAAA
Messenger RNA from Erythranthe guttata (spotted monkey flower), 1565 nucleotides. RefSeq names its product Protein kinase superfamily protein (gene OST1). The record is from RefSeq and is a predicted model, not a curated record. Gene Ontology annotation, biological process: protein phosphorylation. Lineage: Eukaryota; Viridiplantae; Streptophyta; Magnoliopsida; Lamiales; Phrymaceae. Gene Ontology annotation, cellular component: nucleus. Gene Ontology annotation, molecular function: ATP binding; protein serine/threonine kinase activity.